This is a messenger RNA of Cyphomyrmex costatus, 1406 nucleotides long. It is a transcript of the gene heix, whose product is annotated as UbiA prenyltransferase domain-containing heix. The transcript has 2 exons. Gene Ontology annotation, molecular function: prenyltransferase activity. Bases 399 to 1406 code for a protein of 335 amino acids. The record is from RefSeq and is a predicted model, not a curated record. NCBI's taxonomy places the organism in Eukaryota, Metazoa, Arthropoda, Insecta, Hymenoptera, Formicidae. Gene Ontology annotation, biological process: vitamin K biosynthetic process; menaquinone biosynthetic process. Gene Ontology annotation, cellular component: Golgi membrane; endoplasmic reticulum.
UUGCCACGUUGUUCCAUACUUCCAAUAUUUCCAUUUGCUUCCAUCGAACGAAAAGAAUGCGACAUGGUGCAGCUAAAACGAACACACCCGCCGUGUCCCAAGCAAGAUAAGUAAGGGAUCAGUGGGGAUCCCGGAUCAGUGGGAGAGGAACAGAGAGUCAGAGAGUGCAAGAGAGUGAGGAAAGAGGAAGAUCAUUCGGAGCACAUCACACACCCGCGUCGUAAUGCCGUCCGAGCGAGCACCAACAUAGCGACGAAUAAGUAAUUAUAUGAUGUAUCAGCACGCACGCGAAGGGCGAAACGUCAUACAAGUUGUCACAGACGGUGUCUCGGUUCUAACCUAAUUUCAUCCGUACCUGUUUUCUGAAGGAAUCUCAGUAGUACUACUGUACAUGAAACAUGAUGUCCAACGGCGUUCAAAAUCCGACAAAGCAAAUUGAAGAUACCUCGAUGGAGAAUAAUGUACAUCAUUCGGUCUCCACAUCAUCGCCAUCGUCAGCCUUGAAUUCUCCGCUCAUGAAGCUAUCUUCGUACUUCCUGGCAGCCCGACCAUGGUCGCUGAGCGCAUCGUUGAUGCCAACGCUUCUCGGAUCAGCGCUUGCAUAUCGGCUAACAGGCCUGAUGAGCUUCAGUUGGAUAUCAUUAAUCCUUACUGUGCUUAUAGUGUUUUGUGUGCAUGGUGCUGGUAAUGUAGUGAACACUUAUUUUGACUAUGUGAAAGGCGUUGAUAGUAGGAAAAGCGACGACAGAAUACUAGUAGAUCAUGUAUUGUCCAAAGAUGAAAUGGUAACAUUGGGGGCAUUCCUAUACGCAGCAGGAUGUUUAGGAUUUGUCUUACUGGCAAUUAUCUCUCCCGCAAAGAUGGAACAUCUGGCUCUUGUGUACUUCGGAGGCUUAUCUUCUUCCUUUCUCUAUACAGGAGGUAUAGGAUUGAAAUAUAUUGCUCUGGGCGAUGUACUUAUUUUAGUUAUAUUCGGUCCAAUCUCAGUUUUAUUUGCGUUUAUGGCGCAAACUGGUUACGUUGAACUAGGAACAAUUUAUUACGCAAUCCCGCUCGCCUUGAAUACCGAGGCUAUUUUGCAUAGCAAUAACACGAGAGAUAUGGAAAGCGACAAGAAAGCAGGAAUCGUAACGCUAGCUAUUUUAAUAGGUCAUACCGCAUCUCAUGUUUUGUAUGCUUUUUUACUGUUUACACCAUAUAUAAUUCUUAUAGUAGUGGCGUUUAGAUAUUCCCUCUGGUUUGUACUGCCAGUGGUCACUCUGCCGACCGCCUUUGAAAUAGAAAAGGACUUUCGCAAUCCACAUAGAAUUCAAAACGUGCCUAAACGGACAGCCGGUUUAAAUACGUUUCUAGGUAUUUUAUAUGUUAUCGCUUGUUUACUUGUAGGUUCGCUUCCUUAUCUAUAA